AUGAUGCAAACCACUGCCGACAGCACCUGCCCGGCAGAGAUGGGGCGUCAAGCGGAAGUGGAGCUGACAGCCCCCGCUCCGCUCAAGACGCUCGUGGAGGCAUCAGAUGGUUCCACGCCAGCGAAAAACCCGGAACAGACUCCAGAUCUGGGAGCGAGAGAGCAACAAGUGUCUGCGGAGUCACAGACGUGGGCUUUCAGGCACUAA
This is a messenger RNA of Knipowitschia caucasica, 207 nucleotides long. The record is from the annotation of a GenBank genome assembly. Lineage: Eukaryota; Metazoa; Chordata; Actinopteri; Gobiiformes; Gobiidae.